UCUCUUCCGCUCAACAUGGCGGCGCAGCGCAGGAGUCUGAUGCAAAGCAAUCAGAGCUGGACGGAUGAUCUUCCUCUCUGUCAGCUGUGUGGUGUGGGUUCGUCUCCUAACUGUGUGUACGGCCCUGACGGCAAAGGGACCCAGAGUCACCCGAACGAAGACGGACACUUCCGCUUUAGCACAGAGUCCUGCUUCCUGUACGGUGUGUUUAACGGGUUCGAGGGCAGCCGUGUGGCCAGUUUCGUGUGUCAGUGUUUGACGGCGGAGCUGCUGCUGGGUCAGCUGAGCAGCGGGGACACGGACGCAGACGUGCGCAGGAUACUCACACAGGCCUUUGAUGUUGUGGAGAAGAGUUACUUCGAGACCAUUGAUGAUGCUCUGGCGGAGAAGGCCAAUCUGCAGACACAAAUGCCUGAGGGUGCUUAUCUGUCUGCGCAGACCCAGAAGAUAGCAGAGCGUCUGAAGACUUUAGAGCAGGAGGUUUCAGGAGGAGCAACAGCGAUAGUGGCCCUCAUCCUCGAUAACAAACUCUACAUCGCUAACGUAGGCACUAAUCGAGCGCUUCUGUGUAAAACCACCAGUGAUGGUCAGAAUCAGGUGAUCCAGAUCAGCCGAGCACACACCACUGAUAAUGAAGACGAGCUGACCAGACUCGCACAACUGGGUCUGGAUCCGGUGCGCUUGAGACAGACGGCAGUGAUCUCAGGUCAGAGCAGCACUCGCCGCAUCGGAGAUUAUAAAGUCAAGUUCAACUACACAGACAUCGACGUGCUCAGUGCAGCAAAGCAUAAGCCAAUCAUCGCAGAGCCUGAAAUCCACGGCGGCCAAUCACUGGCGGGCGUGACGGGCUUCUUGUUGCUGAUGUCAGAGGGCCUGAUCAAAGCCCUGGAGGCGGCACACGGACCGGAGCAGCUCAACCAGGAGGUGGUGGCGAUGGUGGCGGCGGAGCUGGCGCAGCAGGGCAGUCUGGAGGCGGCGGCGCAGGCGGUGGUGGAGCGGGUGAAGCGUCUGCAUCAUGAUGUGUUCGUGAGCGGCAGACAGAGGGCGCAACACUGCGCUCACCAUGAAGACAUGACCCUGCUGAUCAGAGUCAUCAACUACACCCUCGCUGACGGAUCGCUCACACCCACACAAGGAGGCCGGAUCUACCCAGUGUCUGUGCCAUACUCAAACCAUCAGAGCACCAGUAAAACCAGCGUGACUCUGUCUCUGGUGAUGCCGGCUCAGGGAACGCUGACCAAUGGCUCCAGCACCUCCUCCACACUGGAGGGAGACACGCCCACUGCUGGCAAUCAGAGCCCCUCGACGACGCUGCAGUCGACCAACACACACACGCAGAGCUCCAGCUCCAGCUCGGGGGACGGCAGCCUCUUCCGGCAGAGGAGCAACCAGGCAGCGCAGCCGGACGAGACGGGCCGCGUGCCGCCAUACGUGGACUUCACCCAGUUCUUCCGGCUCUGGGGGAAAGACCACAACGACAGCCAGACCCUGAGCGCAGAGCUAGGGCCGCAGUGAGCACACACGCACAUCUCUGACUGUGUGAAUGAAUGGAGCUGGACUGACUCUAUAAAAGGGAAGAGACUGUGUUCAUCCACGGUGACGUUUGCUUAUUACUCUUGAGUUUUUAACCCUUCACGUUCUCUGAGCUUCUGUCCUUCUUUCUGCUUGUGUGACGUCUGCUUCAUGUGAGGUCACCGAGAGCAGUUCUGCAGUCGUCUGUCUGUCUGUCUGUCUCUGUGUGUUGUUAUGUUAUUGGAGUUUUAGUGCCUUCCUAUAAUGAACAUAGCUUGAUUAAAUAUCUGAAACUGGA
This is a messenger RNA of Danio aesculapii, 1810 nucleotides long. It is a transcript of the gene tab1, whose product is annotated as TGF-beta activated kinase 1/MAP3K7 binding protein 1. Gene Ontology annotation, cellular component: cytosol. The record is from RefSeq and is a predicted model, not a curated record. The coding region runs from base 16 to 1515 and encodes 499 amino acids. The transcript has 11 exons. Gene Ontology annotation, molecular function: protein serine/threonine phosphatase activity. Gene Ontology annotation, biological process: protein dephosphorylation. Lineage: Eukaryota; Metazoa; Chordata; Actinopteri; Cypriniformes; Danionidae.